Molecule: messenger RNA, 4175 nt
Organism: Macrobrachium nipponense
Lineage: Eukaryota; Metazoa; Arthropoda; Malacostraca; Decapoda; Palaemonidae
Product: gastrula zinc finger protein XlCGF8.2DB-like
Exons: 2
Coding region: 1790-2785 (331 amino acids)
Source: RefSeq, a predicted model, not a curated record
GACAAAUUGCCAUUUUUCCAAUCUUAUGGCACUUUUCAAAUAUAUGAAAAACAAAUCGGUUCUGGGUUACGGGAGAUGUUCUGAAGUUACGUUGUUUCAGUCUUAAUGCCGUAGGCAACAAAAGACUGGAACUAGUUUCUUAGCAUGUACGUAGUUAACUGGACAGUAAUCUACUCUAGGUUGCUCACCCAGUAUAGCAAUACUACAGAAAGGCCUCACUUGCAUGUUUGUGUCUUCAUCACUAUUUUUCAUUUUUAUAGAUUCUUUAAUAUGGUGUUCCGACUUGUGUCGUUUUCUGACUUUCACACCUCAGGCAUGGAACUCUGAUGUAAGUUGGGGGACUGCCUGUAUACAUGAACCUUUGGAAGUUAGGCUUGAAGCAAAGUAAAGCAAUAGGGCUCACAGCAGUUGAGAAUGUCUCUUAGAGUUUUCUGUCAAUUAGCCUGGGUAUAAAUUCUGUUCAUCUAAAGUAAGAAAGUCCACACCAGCACUUCAACCUGAAUUCCAUUUGUGAAGGUGGAUCAAAGUCAGACUGAUGAUAUUAUAACAAAGAAAAAAUUAUUUAGCUGUUCUCAGCCGAGUUAUUAAUAGUACUGAUAAAACACUUAAAAUCCAUUUUUAAAUCUGGGAAAAACAGAGAAUGCUUUAUCAUUGACACAGAUUAAAGUAAUGUUCUUCUACAAAAUAAGUAAUGCCUACUCACCACAAGGUACAAGAAGUAUAUGGCUGUUUGGCCCUCCAGCUUGCAAGAAAGUAAAUGAAAAUAUAAUUUUUUGGAUACUAGGUUUUGUGCCAGCCAAAUAGGCUUUAUCAUCACUUACUCCUUCCAAAAUAAUUACUAUAUCCCAUCUGUCUUUAAAGAACCCAUCCAUUGUUUACCAGUAACCAGAAAGGUGAACCGAAAUCUAUGAAGUCAUCAGUGAGAUACUGGAUUUGUACUAAUGCUGAAUGAAAACACUGUGUGAGCAUGAAAGCCCAAUAUCUUCCAUCUGAUCAAAAUUAAUCAACCGGUCACCAGUGACAGGUGGCAUAUUAGUGGGGUUGACAAAGCUGAGAUGAAGUCAUCAAGCGCAGAAUACAUACAGUUGUGAAGUCAUCAAGCGCAGAAUACAUACAGUUGUUGGAAGAUUGACUUACGAUCUUAAUUCAGAUCAUCCCAAAGAUAGCAUAAGGUUGCUAGAGUUCUUCGGUAAAGAUAUGGAAGUUUCUGACUUUUUCAGUGGAUUUUAUUAUCACUGAUCAUCAGUUUUGAUUGCUAAAUCAUUUUAGAGUUGUGAUAUGUUGACAACAAUUGAAUAAUAGUGAGAAUAGUUAGGCAAAUUAAUUACUAAUUUAGUUAUAAUCAGUUAUAAUCCUUACUGAAUGUUGGACUUAUAACACAACCAUGGUAAAGAUAGAAAAUGCUCUCAAUAUUUAUUUGUCAUUUAAAAUUGUUGUUUAUUGCAGAUAAGGUAUUGCUGGUUUUAGUGUGAUUGGCUUAUGAUGAAGUAAUUGAUAUUGGCAUAUGGACUAGUUUUUAUGAAAAUAUAUGAAAAGACAUUGUGUAAUUGAAAACAGACUAAUAAUUAUUUUUUUUCUCAUGAAACAUUUGGAUGCAGCUUUCUUGUGCAAAAGACAUAAAAGUAAAUGAUAAUAGAAAAUUAUACAGAUUUACGAGAGAUCCUUCCUUAUGUUAAGAACUUUUGAUAUGUGAAGCACAUGGGCAAUUGGUCUCUUCAGAAAUAUCUAUGGUAGAAAGGUGAAACAUUUUGUGGCAGAAAAACUAAGAAGGAUUCAGUACUCUGUGAAAAUGGAAACUGAAGACCCAUCAUCCUCUUUAAUAAACCCAGAAAAUGAAAAUGUGGAUAUUCCAGUUGCAGAAAAUGAUGGUGUAGCAUUGUUUUUAGAACCUGAAGCUGUGGACUUUGAAGAAACUGAGACGAUGGAAGCGAAAGACCCACUAUCAUUGUCAUCAAUUCAUGAUAAAAAUGAAAAUUUUGAGAGUCAUCUGACUGUAGGUGCAGAUGAUGAUGAGGGCUCUUUGUACUCAGGCCCAUCAAUUGAGGUUGAGGUCAAGGCAGAGCCACAAGUUUUCGAGUUUGAUGAAACUACAGAUGGUGAGAAGGACUCUCUAAGUUGUGACGAAGAAUGUAGUCAGAAAAUGACUGGGAAAGGAUGUGUAAAGGAGCUCAGAGGUCACGGGAAGACUCGUAAAGAAAAGAAGCUGCACACUUGUAAUGAAUGUGGGAGAACGUUUUUACAGUCGAAGAAACUAAAACUACACAUGAGAACUCAUACAGGAGAAAAGCCUUACACUUGCACUGAAUGUCAAAGUCGUCUUUCUACUCCAGAGAGUCUGAAAGUGCACAUGAGAAUUCACACGGGAGAGAAGCCAUUUGUUUGUGCUGAAUGUGGAAGCCAAUUUAGACAACUAAGUGCAUUUAAAAGGCACAUGAAAAUUCAUACUGGAGAGAAGCCAUUUGCUUGCACUGAAUGCAAAAGUAGAUUUUCAGAGGCAGACCGACUUAAAAGACAUAUAAGAGCUCACACGGGAGAGAAGCCGUUUGCUUGCACUGAAUGUCCAGUUAGUUUUUCUCAGUCAACUGAUCUCAAAAGACACAUGAAAUUACAUACUGGCGAGAAACCAUUCUCUUGUAAUGAAUGUCAAAGUAGUUUUUAUUCUUCGAGUCAUCUCAAAAGACACAUGAGAAUCCAUACUGGAGAGAAGCCAUACACUUGUCCCGAAUGUCACAUGAGCUUUUCGCAGUCACAUUGUCUAAAAGCUCACCUGAAGGUGCAUACAUGAGCGAUGAUAUUAUGUUGCAAUGAGUAUAGAAAUAUUUUUUCACUUUAAUAAGGCUGUAGGUGGUAGAUGUUCAUACUUUUUCAAUAACUGCUGACUAUUUGUAAUGGCCCCAAACAGGUUAUUAUACUAUGUUACAGUGCAUGUUAGUAGGAAAGUUCUAAAGUUACCCAAGACAGUGGAAAGCAGUUCAACACCAGACUUUUGUAGAAUAUUUUGCAGAAAAAUAGGAGUAAGAAUGAUUUGACAAGUGGUUAUUUUCUAAAGAAUUCAAGUCAGAUGUUCAUUUUGACAUUAUUUAUAACCAUUUAAAUGAUAAAAGUGUACAUAUUUUGGAAGAUGAUUAAUUUACUGUACAGUAUAUAAAGAACUGCACUAUCACACAAUAUUUUCUUUUUUGGGAAGAAUGAAAAUGCUUAAAGUACUGUAGGCAGCAGACUACCUAGGCUAGGCUGCAAAUUCAGUCUCGGUAAUCCUUCUUAGUGAUGAGAGUAAAUCUUAGCAAGAUCGGCCCCCAUUCUACAUUUCUCUCAAAAUGUGUUUUACAGUUAGUUGAUGCCAUUUGCAUUGUACUAUUGCAAGAAGUCAGGUUGUCAACUGAAGAGUAUUUAAGUUAAGAAAAACAAAAGUCUGAAAUUAAAACCAGAGCUCACAGAAUGUUCUUUAGUGAGUUAAUGAAAAUUCUAGUUUUUCAAUGUAAAAAUAAAAUGUUUUCACAUACACAGCCAUUACUUAUGUGAUCCUUUAGCUAUGGUAGUAGUCAUUUCCAGAUGCAUCAAAGGAUAGAAUGCCUCUCUUUUCACACAUAUGAGUAUUCAUCCUGGUCCCUGAGUGCCUGUAGUUGGGGAUUCUCAUCAGUUUUUACAUAGCCUGAACCAGCUGCAGCUUGCAGUGGCCAUUUUUUUUUAACAAAGUACAAUGGAUUUGUAUAUGUAAGUAUUAGUACAGUAAUUUUAUUUCCAUUCCACAUACACGCAUUAUUUUAUAUGAGCCUGAGUAGCAACUGGGUGGAAGACCUCAUUAAUAGAAAAUUACUAAGGGAUCUGAAACCAGGAGGGUUAUUGGACUGAAGGACAAUAUUGGAUAAAAGGCAAGCCAUAUUGAGCCCAACAAUUCGUAAUGGGUUGCGCCAUGUUAGAACAGUGAUCGUUUGUAAGUAAAAUUUCAUGCUAGAAGCAUGAGGAGCUUGUGCAGCACAAGAUGACCAUGAUUGUGGAGAACAAGGUCUAUCAGGAGUGAGGAGUGAGAGCUAUAAAGUACUCUGUUUGGUGUGUGUGCUCUCGCAGGUAAGCGUACCAAAGACUAAGAAUAUAUGUGAGCAAGAAAGGAAAUAUAAUUGCGGUUGCAAGGCACUAACAACCAGUAACAAAAGCUAAAAGAUUAAAGAAGAAAA